AAUCCUCAUCACGAUACACAGUGAUCGUCAUAAACGAAAGCGUCCUAACGUAGGCCUGCGUACUAUAUCAAAUCAGAUGGGAUGGGGGUACGUGUUUUUCCAAGUAGCCCAUGACAAAACACUUUAAAAAAUCCAUUUCUGUUAAAUCCGUUUAGAAGGUUUAGAAAUCAAAUUUUUAUAGAAACAUGCCGGUUCAGUCAUUCCCCCUCGCAUCUGUGACCAUAGGUCCACAAUCUUGGCGAGAUAAAACGGCCCAUUCUAUCCGACGCGCGGAGAACUUGGUGCGCCAGUCGGAUCCGGGCAGGUCCGGCUCUGCUAGCCCGCGUCGGCCACGUAGCUGCACAGCGCUUUCCCUACUUUCCGCUAGCCCACGUUUGGAAUUACACGAAGCAGAAAAAAGCAAGGAGAGGGAGUGCGACAAUGUUAACACUAGGCAAACAAGCCAUAAGGUCAGACCGGUGUCUACAGGGACCUCGCGCUCCAGUCCAUCCUCUGGCCAGUUUGCUGCCCCCUUUCCUCCGCCCUGCUUGAGGGAGCUGUGUGCAGAGGCCAGCGUGAGGGUUGCAGGGGAAUACAUGCGUGACGUGAGGGCAGUGGAGGGGCAGUUGCGUAGACAGGCAGGCAGGGUGGGGCAGGAGGGCAUCAAACUGGAGAGGGAGAAGGGGUAUUUAGAGAGAAUGCUGAGAUCCGUAAGAAAAGAUAUGAUGGUGAACAAGAAAAGCAUGGAGGAGCGGACACUGAGACCAGCAACCACAGAGACAGGCAGAGAUGGUGCAGACAAGCUGCUGGAUCAUGAGAAGAAGGAGCUGACUGAGCUUAAGGCCCAACUGGAGACGACACUUAGAGACACUCUGACACAACUACAAUCACUCAGUCAGUGCAGUAAGCUGUUAUUGGAGUGUGCAAGUGAGAGGUCCAGGGUUUUGGAUCUUCUCCCGCAUAAUGGCUCUCACUCAGCAGGAGGUCGCUGCACUCCCUCCCAAGUUCCAGUGAAAUCAAAGCCCACUGGACCCUACACCCCAGAGUGUGAGCAAGCAAUAGAAUCCUCAAGUUUGGCCCUCAGCCAAUCACAGCUGCUCAGGGAGCAGAUCCGACGUUUGAUAGGCGAAGCCAUUGCCCGGCAAAAAUCAGCCCACCAAUCAGUGAAUGAAGGCCUGGUGAAGAAAAUCGCAGAGACAGUCAGCAUGAAGCAACACCUCACAGUGAGCUCAGCCUCAACCAGGCAGGCCAUUUACCGCAAGCAGAGACAACUGGACUGCAUUCAGCACAGCCAUGACAGGGCACUGGGCCCAGUAUCCAGUGCAGAUCUGUUGUCCAGAGAGAGAUUGGACAGGCCACUUGUGCAAGUCUACCAAAGACACCCCGGCACUCAGUUGCCAGAAGCCAUGCAUUUAAUUCAGGGUGGCGCUGUUGUGCAGCAGUGUCUGCUCUCCUCAGGCGAACAACUGUCUCAGCUGCGCCGUGCUCACCAGCGAUUGAUGGUGGAUCUGCGGGGGAAGGGAGCAGCGGCUCAGGUGGAUUCUGCUAUUGUCAGACUGCGGCGCCGUCAUGUUGACCAUCGCAGAAUGCCCUCCUUUUUUCUACAGGGCACAUGUUAAAGUUCUCCUUG
Megalops cyprinoides (Indo-Pacific tarpon) is the source of this 1609-nucleotide messenger RNA. RefSeq names its product coiled-coil domain containing 105 (gene tektl1). The record is from RefSeq and is a predicted model, not a curated record. The coding region runs from base 186 to 1598 and encodes 470 amino acids. Lineage: Eukaryota; Metazoa; Chordata; Actinopteri; Elopiformes; Megalopidae. The transcript has 8 exons.